AUGUUGUACAGUGAAAAGAGAAGAGGGCCAAGAACAGAUCCCUGUGGCACCCCUGCUGCCAGCUCAUGUGAUCUGGACACUCGUCCUUGCUAUGAUUCUCUGAAAGAUCUUCCUGCGAGAGGUCGGUACUGCAGUCAGAGACCAGAGUCUCCAGGAUCCAUCUGUCUGUCUAUGAAGAGUGACCGGUCCAUGGAAAAACCUGUAAACUUCAGUAAAGAACCUGGACCUUCAGACACAAAACGGAGCUCAUACCAGUCGGCUUCAUCGGAAUAUCUGGGAGAUGGAAUAAGAUCCAGAGCAAGUCCUCCACAAGCAGAUGCUGGUCUGCAGGAGGUCCUAGAUGAACAUAAGACCAGUCUGAGGAGCAGAUGUGAACAUGUGACUGAAGGAGUUGAUGAAACAGGAAGUAGAACCCCCCUCAACAGGAUCUACACGGAGCUCUUCAUCACAGAGGGACUGAGUGAAGAGGUUGAUACCCAACAUGAGGUGAGGCAGCUGGAGACAGCUUCCAGGAUGAAGAGCCUCCAUGACGCUCCAAUCAAGUGCCAGGACAUCUUUAAAGCCUUACCUGACCAACGUGGAGCCAUCAGAGUGGUUCUGACCAACGGCGUCGCUGGCGCUGGGAAAACCUUCUCGGUUCAGAAGUUCUCUCUGGACUGGGCCGAGGGCUGGGAGAACCAAGACGUCACCGUGGUGAUUCUGCUCUCGUUCAGGGAGCUGCACCUGAUCGGAGAUGAGCAGCUCAGUCUUCUCAGGCUGAUCCAGGUUUUCCAUCCAUCGUUACAGAAGCUCACAGCAGAGCAGCUGGCUGCCGGGAAACCGUUGUUCAUCUUUGACGGCCUGGAUGAAAGCAGACGUUCCCUGGACUUCUACAACGGUCCGGUCGUGUCUGACGUCACACAGAGCUCAUGGGUCAACGUGCUGCUGACCAACCUCAUCCAGGGGAACCUGCUUCCCUCAGCUCUCAUCUGGAUCACUUCCAGACCUGCAGCAGCCAACCAGAUCCCUCACAAACACGUGGACAGGGUGACAGAAGUACGAGGCUUCACCGACGGCCAGAAGGAGGAAUACUUCAGGAGGAGGUUCAGGGAUGAAGAGCGGUCCAGCAGCAUCGUCUCCCACAUGAAGACAUCCAGAACCCUCCACAUCAUGUGUCAACUCCCGGUCUUCUGCUGGAUCACUGCUACAGUUCUGGACCACAUGUUGACCACAGAGCAGACAGGAGAGCUGCCCAAGACCCUGACUGACAUGUUCUCCCACUUCCUGCUGGUCCAGACCAAGAGGAAGAAGAACAAGUACCAGGAGGGACAUGAGACGAGUCCACAGGAGCUGACGGAGGCUGACAGGGACCUUCUCCUGAAGCUGGGGAGGCUGGCGUUUGAACAUCUGGAGAAAGGAAACAUCAUGUUCUACCAAGAAGACCUGGAGCAGUGUGGUCUUGAUGUCCCAGAGGCCUCGGUGUACUCAGGAGUUUGUACCCAGAUCUUCAGGAGAGAGUGUGAGGUCUUCCAGAAACCCGUCUACUGCUUUGUUCAUCUGAGCAUCCAGGAGUUCCUGGCUGCAGUCUACCUGCUCCACUGUUGGUCCACCAGGAACACAGAUGUGCUGGAGAACUUCCUGGGAGAAAACUCCUCAGACUCAUCUUUGGAUGACUUCCUGAAGAGAGUCAUGCAUAAAUCCCUGUACAGUAAAAAUGGCCACCUGGACCUGUUUGUCCGCUUCCUUCAUGGUCUUUGUGUGGAGUCCAACCAGAGACUGUUAGGAGGUCUGCUGAACCAGAGGGAGAUCCGUUCAGAAACCAUCCAGAGAGUCAUCAACAACCUGAAGAAGAUGAACACUGACAGAAUCUCUCCUGACAGAAGCAUCAACAUCUUCCAGUGUCUGAUGGAGAUGAACGACCUCUCAGUUCAUCAGCAGAUCCAAGAGUUCCUGAAGUCAGAGAACAGAUCAGAGCAGGAAUUCUCUGAGAUCCAGUGUUCAGCUCUGGCCUACAUGCUGCAGAUGUCAGAGGUUCUGGAUGAGCUGGACCUGAUCAAGUACAAGACAACAUGGGGAGGUCGAUGGAGACUGAUUCCAGCUGUGAAGAACUGCAGAAAGGCUCGAUUAGUUGGUUGUGAUCUCUCAGGGACUCACUGUGAAGUUGUUGCGUCCGCUCUGAAGUCCAACCCAUCCCAUCUGACAGAACUGGACCUGAGUUGGAACCAGAACCUGCAGGAUUCAGGAGUGAAGGUUCUGUCUGGUGGACUGGAGAGUCCAAACUGUAGACUGGAGACUCUGAGGUUGGAGAGCUGCGGUUUGUCAGAGAUCAGCUGUUCUUCUCUGGUCUCAGCUCUGAAGUCCAACCCCUCCCAUCUGGAACAUCUGGACCUGAGCGGGAACAACAAUCUGCAGGAUACAGGAGUGAAACAUCUGUGUGGUUUCCUGGAGAGUCCAGACUGCAGACUGGAGACUCUGAGCUUGCAGCACUGCGUUCUGUCAGGGAUCAGCUGUUCCUCUCUGGUCUCAGCUCUGAAGUCCAACCCCUCCCAUCUGAAACAUCUGGACCUGAGAGGGAACUGCCUGCAGGCUGCAGAUGUGGAGCAGCUAUCUGGUCUGGUGCAGAGUCCACACUACCAGCUGCAGACUCUCAGGUUGAGUGGCUGUAACCUCUCAGAGGACAUCUGUCCACUUCUGUCCUCAGUUCUCAGCUCUCAGUCCUCCAGUCUGACAGAACUGGACCUGAGUAAGAACGACCUGCAGGAUUCUGGACUGAAGAAGCUGUGUCCUGGACUGGAGAGUCCACACUGUCACCUGGAGUCUCUCAGGUUGAGUGACUGUCAGCUCUCCGAGGACAUCUGUCCACUUCUGUCCUCAGUUCUCAGCUCUCAUUCCUCCAGUCUGACAGAACUGGACCUGAGUAAGAACGACCUGCAGGAUUCUGGACUGGAGCAGCUGUGUCCUGGACUGGAGAGUCCACACUGUCACCUGGAGUCUCUCAGGCUGUCAGGCUGUCUGAUCUCAAAGGAAGGCUGUGAUUUUCUGGUCUCAACUCUGAGCUCCAACCCCUCCCACCUGAGAGAGCUGGACCUGAGCUACAACCAUCCAGGAGAGUCAGCAGGGAAGCUUCUGUCUGGACUGGAGGAUCCCCGCUGGAGACUGGACACUCUCAGGGUGGAGCCUGCUGGACAACAAUGGUUGACACCAGGUCCAUGGAAGUAUUCCUGUCAACUCACCGUCGACACAAACACAGUCCACAACAAGAUCAAACUGUCUGACAACAACAGAAAGAUGAUGUAUGUGGAGGAGGAUCAGUCAUAUCCUGAUCAUCCAAACAGAUUUGAUUACUAUCAUCAGCUGCUGUGUAGAGAAGAUCUGACGGGUCGCUGUUACUGGGAGGUCCAGUGGAGCGGACAUGUUUCUGUAUCAGUGAGUUACAGAAGAAUCAGCAGGAAAGGAAACUCUGAUGACUGUUGGUUUGGAUGGAACCAUCAUUCCUGGAGUCUGGAAUGUUCUGAUCAUGGUCGGUACUGGGUCUGUCACAAUAACAGAGAAACAUCCAUCACCUCCUCAUAUCCAUAUUCAGUCUCUGACAGAGUAGCAGUGUACGUGGACGUUCCUGCUGGAACUCUGUCCUUCUACAGCGUCUCCUCUGACAGACUGACCCUCCUCCACACCUUCAGCACCACAUUCACUGAACCUCUCUAUCCUGGGUUCUGGUUUGGUUCUGGUUCUUCAGUGUCUCUGUGUUGA
This is a messenger RNA of Cololabis saira (Pacific saury), 3729 nucleotides long. Its product is annotated as NACHT, LRR and PYD domains-containing protein 3-like. Gene Ontology annotation, molecular function: protein binding. The transcript is spliced from 12 exons. The coding region runs from base 1 to 3729 and encodes 1242 amino acids. Lineage: Eukaryota; Metazoa; Chordata; Actinopteri; Beloniformes; Belonidae. The record is from RefSeq and is a predicted model, not a curated record.